Messenger RNA from Aethalodelphis obliquidens (Pacific white-sided dolphin), 3852 nucleotides. Its product is annotated as sperm head and tail associated protein-like. The record is from RefSeq and is a predicted model, not a curated record. Bases 644 to 3004 code for a protein of 786 amino acids. NCBI's taxonomy places the organism in Eukaryota, Metazoa, Chordata, Mammalia, Artiodactyla, Delphinidae. The transcript has a single exon.
CGUGACAGCAGUGUCUCGCCACCAUCCCUCGGGAAACUUCUCCAGCCCUCCCACUUCCCGCGCCCUCAGUUAGGCUCGCUACUCCAGCGCCUCUGGAACGCCUUGGGCCUCCUGUCCCCCGCCCCUCAGGGGGCGUGACGAGGCCCCUCCCUCUCACAUCUGUAACGUCAUCGCCUCUGUCCGCCCUUUUAUUUCGUCACAAGUCUUCGGCUUUUCCUCUUAAGUCUGCAGACUCCAGACUCCGCCCCUCUAUGUUACGCCAUCACCUCCGUCCUCAUUCUUUCAGUUCUGUCUCGCCUCUUGUUUCCCGGCUCUUGGUUACCUUCCCUUGGGCCCCCACUAACCCUUCCACUUCCCUUCCUCCCUCCCCCUCCCCCUUUCUCCUCCUCCCUCUCCCCUCCCCCCCCCGCCCCCACCGCAUGACCUCUUAUACUCCUUUCCUCCUAAACCUUCCAGCCCAGCCUCUCUCACCCCAGGAAGGUGACAUAGCGACUUCCCCUUCUCUCCUUCCGCUGCCCUCCGGGAAAGGAUUCAACCCCUUUCUCAGCCUCGAGCCGCCUCUGGCGCCCAGGAAGUUACAGUAGCCACCCUCCCGGCCUUUCCCCCAAACCCAGGCAAAAAGUGCAGCGACUCCUCUCACCCCAUGGGCUCUCCCCACUUAUCCAGAGAUCCUUUCUCUGGCCUCACUUGUAGCCCUGGAAUUUCUUGCAUAACUGGCCAGCCCCCCACCCUACCCCAAGCGAUUCCUUCCCCACCCCCACCUCCCCUCUCCCCACCCCCACAGACUCCCCUGCGCCCAGGAAGAUGUUCUUUUGAACCCUGUUCUCCACUCCUAGGAAGGCCCUACCGCCGGGAGCCUAUCCUCUCGGGUUCGUCCCCCCCAAGUCCUUGUGUUGACCGGUUCCGCCUUGUGGGGUCACCCCUUGCCCGUCUGUGGAGCCCUUAUUGCAGCUGGAUCAGUCCCCUGAGAACACCAUGUCCCUGUCCCCAAGGCCCUUACUUUGACCAACACACUUAUCGCUGUUACUGUGGUGGAUACCAUUCAGCCCCAGUGACCAACCCGGUGACCUCCCCUCCCCUCACUCAUGUGCCUUUGGAAACUGGCCCCAUGAUUUCACCUUCCAUCACUGCUGGGACCCAGGGAACUUGCCCCAUAAUUUCACCUCCUCUUACUCAUAGGCCCCUGGGAACUGGCCUCAUAAUUUCACCUCCUCAUGCUCACUGGCCCAUGGAAACUAGACCUAUAAUUUCCCCACCCCUUUCUCACAGGGUUUUGGAAACUGGGCCCAUGACCUCUACUCUGCUCUCUUCCUGGUCCUCAGGGAGGAGUUAUAAUUAUCCUCCUCUUUCCCCAACAUCUUCCCCACCCACUGGCAGCUUUUACCAUGGCCACGUUAAGCAUCCAGACACUUGUGAACCUAAACCACAGCUUGACCCCCCUCCUCGGAAAAAUUACUGUGGCUCCCCACUUUCUUCUCAGGCAGGUACAUCUUGUCCCAGCUCACCUCAGGAGGGCUCUUAUCACUAUUCCCAUCUUCCCCCAGAUGCCAGCAUACCUGCCGCUGGGAGCCCUUACUGUGCCAUCCGCCUACCCCCUGGGAGUACUGGCUCUCCUUGCUCGCCCCAGUCCCAGGUUUCCAGGAAGCCUUGCUUUGAGUCCAUUUACUCUUGGGAGACUGGUGGGAGCUCUUAUGUCUGCAUAACCUCAGGCACUACAAUUUCUGGUCCACCCUGUCCCCAGGAACCACCUCUUCCUCUGUCCUCCCACUGUCCUUGUUCUGCCUUCUUUCCUUCACCUCCAGGCAACCAGUUUAUGUCUCCACUCCAGGCACCCCACUGCAGAGGCUAUAAGGAACCCCCUCUCCCUAUCCCAGUUUGCCCCCAAGCUAAGUCUCCCAAAUCCUCAGAGUUAAAACAGCCAUGUGCUCCUCACAGAUGUCACUUCCUGGUCACCCAGCACACUCCUCCUGACCGGCCCAUGUCGCCUAAGGCCAGCACCUCUCCACCUCCCUCCUGCCCUUCUGGUCUCUCCGGUCCUUCUUGUAUGGUGACAUCCGUCACAACUUGCUCAAAUUCCUGCCCCAAAGAACUUCCCCAAGGGACUACCACACCUACUGUGGUCCCUAGAACCCUCAAAACAGUUAUCCCCACUUCCCUUCCCCUUCGCCUUCCUUGUGAUCCUGUCUUACCCAAUAGUUAUGCUCAGACCAGCCCCCGAGGACCCCCCAUUGGACCCCUCUGCAGUACCCAUGUGUAUUCUGUGGUUUCCCCCACCUGCCGCAAUCCCUGCCUACUCUUUGGUUCCCUCAGUCAAUCCACAGGUCCCCUUCAGUGUCAUAACCAGCCCGUGGUGCCCUGCUGUGGCACCUAUAGCACUCCCAGGGGCCCAUCCCAACCUCAUCGCCAGCCUGUGGUGCCUCCUUGUUCUAUGCAUAUCUAUUCUUUUAUCCCUUUGAGAACACCCCUUGACCCCCCAAAUUUACCGAUUGCCCCCCGAGCCUGGGGCCAUCUUGAUACUAUGCCCUGUGGCCUCCAUGUCUACUCUGUGGUUUCUCGAGACUGCCGCAAGGAGUCUCCCCAGAUCCCCUACAGCUGUCCUUUGUCUUCAUCCAAGAAUUCCAGCUGUAGCACUAAUGCCAACUGUAGUUUGACUGUUGUUGUUAGUGAAUGCCAGAGUAGUGACAGCCAGAGCACCCUCCAAAGCACAAGUUGGAGCCAGAGUGAGAGUACCCAUAGCCCUAGCACAAAUUGGAGUCAAAGAAAGAGUUUCCAUCUUAGUAGAAGUCUGAAUGGGAGCCAUGGUACCCAUCAAAGCAUACAUCAGGAGCAGAGUGGGAGUCCUCAACUUUUUGAAAGUCAGAGCCAGAGCGAAAGUACCCAACAUAGCAAAAGUCAGGGCCCGAUCAAGAGUGCCCUCCGUAACAGAAGUCGGAGCCGAAGCAAGAGUCCCCACCGUAGCAAAAGUCAAGGUCGGAGCAAGAGUCCCCACCAUAACAAGAAAUGAGAGCAGAGAAAGAGUUCUGACCAAAAAUCCAAAAAUCCAGGCUAAAGCAAAAUUCAUAGACAGUAACAGGGCUGCCAGCCAUAGCAAGCAUCCCAGCUGUGGCAACCAGGACCAACUUGUGGACUCCUCAGCUGAGGCCUUUUUUCCCUUUCAGUCUACUUCUGUGCUCUUCAAGCCUGACUCAUGCCCCUCUCUGCUACCCUCAUAGCAGUCAUCCUGUAAGUCCCCACUUUUGUUCACGCCUCAAGGUUUCUGUGAGCUCUCCUCAUCCCACCUUCCUGGAGUCCGGGGACUUUCCCAAAAUGACCCCCAGCCCUGUGAUUCUGAGCAUUGUGGUGUCAGUCACUGCAUGACCUUAGGUAAGUUACCCUCAUCUCUCCAUCAAAUGUAGAAGGUUGAUAUUUUUUGUAUCCCACUGCGCCAUCUCUUGUGGUGCUCACCUAAACUAGGAGACAUGAACGUGCUUUAGAAAAUGGAAGGACUGUUGAGAAAGAAAACAUCUUCUAUUUUUAAGCUUGAUGCUUCACCCAGGGCCUACAUAGUUUCUACCAACCUGCUGUAGACUCUUCUCAAGAGUCCCCUCCAAGACCUCAAAGGAGUAUCCUCUUUAUUGGUGACCCCCACAUGCUAUUGUGAGAGCUAUAGCUUACCUUCACAACGCUGAGAUAGAAAGGCUGGUUCCCCACUGCUUGUCUCUCACAUACUUCUUUGGCAGGCAGAGGCAGGAUGCAAAGACAGGGUGCAAAGAGGAGUGGGCACUAGCUGGAUCCACGUUUGCCCCAGCGCUCUGAGGUACUACUGGUGGGGUCAGGCAGUAAGGGGAUAGAGGCAAGACUGGAAGACCAAUA